Helicoverpa armigera (cotton bollworm) is the source of this 806-nucleotide messenger RNA. RefSeq lists its product as uncharacterized. The transcript has 5 exons. NCBI's taxonomy places the organism in Eukaryota, Metazoa, Arthropoda, Insecta, Lepidoptera, Noctuidae. Bases 119 to 730 code for a protein of 203 amino acids. The record is from RefSeq and is a predicted model, not a curated record.
CUUCUUAAGAAAAACAAUUUCUACUAGUUUAUGGUCACUUAAAUUCUGUCAAUGAUUUUGCAAUACAAAUUCUGGACCUUCAAAAAUGAUUUUUUAGUUAUAUAAAUUAAUAUACAAUAUGCCGAAGGGGCCAAACUUCCCGGGUGGCUUCCGCUUACCCCGCUUUAGAUUGCCAAUUAACACCGUCACACAAAUCCUGGUUAGCCCACCCGGGCAAAAAGAAUUUAAGAAAUUGACGAAGAGGGCAUCUAAGUGUGUGCGGUCGAUGUACUACGCAAUGAACGGGAAUAUUGUGGCCAUCAUAACAGUCAUAGUCGUGGUCAUGCUGAGCUUCCUCCUCCCCGAUCUCACGCAGAAACUCCACGCCAACCCUCACGAGCUCAAAUCCAUGAGAAAAGUCUUGGACAAAAUGUCUAACGAAGUGAAACGCGCAGAAGCAGCAUGUCUGACGGUUGCAGAUGAGAUCUGUAACCUACAAUGCAACAUGCAUGAUGACACCACGGAAACUUCAAAGCAAAGAGUGCAAGACCUGUCAGUCUGCACCAGCCAUUGCAUGCGAACUACACAAUCGGAACCGGCCCACGCUGAAAAAAAAAUGGGUUUCUUUCGGCGUAUUUUCUUCCCCAAUAGAAACGCAUCUCACAAGGAAAUCACGCUUAUGUCGUACCUGUACACAGACUCAUUCGACGGAAAAGCAAGUGAGCAGCCGCAAAUAAGCCCCAACUUGUGAGUGUGACCACAAAAAAACAAUGCAAUUAAAAUCCAAUGUCAACAAAUGCUUUGAUAAAUUAAAUACAAAAUAGUAA